AUGGCGGAACAGCCCGCUGAGGCGGCCCCGGCCCCCGCCGCCCCGCUGCCCAACGCCGCCCCGCCGCCCGCCGCCGCCCCGACACCCCCCUCCGCCCUGCCGCUGCACACCGCGCCGGGCGGCUCCCAGCGGCUCCUCUUCUCUCAUGACCUGGUGUCGGGCCGCUACCGCGGCUCGGUGCGGUUCGGCCUGGUGCGCCUCAUCCACGGCGAGGACUCGGAGUCGGACUCUGAGGAAGGCGGCGGCGGAGGAGGACGAGGGACCGGCGGUGGAGGAGCCGCCAGCUCGGGAGGCUCCGAGUCGGGAGGUCCCGGGGGCGGCGGGACGGAGGAGGGCCGCGCCAGCCCGCUGCGGCGGGGCUACGUGCGGGUGCAGUGGUACCCGGAGGGCAUCAAGCAGCACGUCAAGGAGACCAAGCUGAAGCUUGAAGAUCGCUCUGUGGUCCCUCGAGAUGUGGUCAGACACAUGAGCUCCAGUGACAGCCAAUGUGGAACUGUAAUUGAUGUCAACAUAGAGUGUGCUGUGAAGCUGGUAGGAACCAACUGCAUCCUCUACCCUGUCAACAGCAAAGACCUGCAACAUAUCUGGCCUUUCAUGUAUGGUGACUACAUAGCCUAUGACUGCUGGCUGGGCAAGGUCUAUGAUUUGAAGAACCAGGUCAUCCUCAAGCUUUCCAAUGGAGCCAGGUGUUCUAUGAGCACAGAAGAUGGAGCCAAGCUCUAUGAUGUUUGCCCUCAUGUCAGUGACUCGGGUCUCUUCUUUGAUGAUUCAUAUGGCUUUUAUCCUGGGCAAGUCCUCAUUGGGCCUUCUAAAGUCUUCUCCAGCGUGCAGUGGCUGUCAGGUGUGAAGCCUGUUCUGAGCACAAAGAGCAAGUUCAGAGUGGUGGUGGAAGAGGUACAAGUAGUAGAACUAAAGGUUACUUGGAUCACUAAAAGCUUCUGUCCUGGAGGUACUGACAGUGUGAGCCCUCCUCCCUCCAUAAUUAGCCAGGAGAACCUGUGCAGGGUAAAGCGUCUGGGGUGCUUUGACCAUGCCCAGAGGCAGCUUGGGGAGAGAUGCCUCUAUGUGUUCCCAGACAAAGUGGAACCUGCAAAAAUCACCUGUGAAUGCCCUGAGAGGAACUGUGUCCUGGGGGAAGGGUCAGUUGCCAAAAAGGUGAGGAGGCUGCUGAAGAAGCAGAUAGUGAAGAUCAUGUCGUGCUCCCCGGAGUCUCAGGGUACUGCUGAAGCCCCUGACAAAGAGUCUGCUGCAGCUGCUGAGCCAAAGUCAGAAGAGCUCAAGCCUGGAUCAAAGUGUGAGCUGGAUGAUUCUUCCAACGGUGCACCAAGCCCUGUGGAGAGGAAGGAGGAGCAGCCUGAGGAGGCAGGGAAGGAGAAAGGGGCAGCAGCAGCGCGGCAGCAGCAGCCUCCUCCCUUCCUGCUGAAAGACGAAGGGUCGGCAGACUACCGCCUUCAGUCCAUGGAGCAGGAUGCUGAUGACGAGGCAGCUGAUGACACUGACGACACGAGCUCUGUCACCUCUUCUGCCAGCUCCACUGCCUCAUCCCAGAGUGGCAGCGGCGCCGGCCGCAAGAAGAGCAUCCCUCUCUCCAUCAAAAACCUGAAGCGGAAGCACAAGAAGAAGAAGACCAAGAUAUCACGAGAGUUUAAGCCAGGAGACAGGGUUGCUGUGGAAGUGGUGACCACCAUGACUUCAGCUGAUGUGAUGUGGCAGGAUGGCACCGUGGAGACAAACAUCCGCUCCAACGAGCUGAUCCCAGUGCAUCAUCUCGACAACAAUGAGUUCUGCCCUGGGGACUUUGUGGUGGACAAAAGAGCUCAGAGCUCCCAGGACCCUGGGUUAUAUGGAGUCGUGCAGUCUGGGGACCACAUCGGCCGUACCUGCGUGGUGAAGUGGUUCAAGCUGAAAUCCAGCGGGGAUGAUGUGGAGCUGAUCGGGGAGGAGGAGGAUGUGAGUGUCUAUGACAUUGCUGAUCACCCUGACUUCCGCUUCCGCACCACCGACAUCGUCAUUCGCAUCGGCAACUCGGAUGGAGCCACAGCUAAGGAGGAUGAGCCCUCGGUGGGACAGGUGGCUCGUGUGGAUGUCAGCAGUAAAGUGGAAGUGGUGUGGGCUGAUAACACCAAGACUAUCAUUCUGCCUCAGCACUUAUACAACAUUGAGUCAGAAAUUGAGGAGUCAGACUAUGACUCUGUUGAUGGCAGCACCAGCGGGGCAUCCUCAGAAUGGGAGGAUGAAAGUGACAGCUGGGAGACAGACAAUGGCCUCAUGGAAGAUGACCACCCGAAAAUUGAGGAAUUAGAGCCUGAGGAACCAGCAGCAGAGGAGGUAAAAAAAGUAGAGGAACAAGUCCAGGGAGCUGUGGCUCUGGCAGCUGCAGAUCUUGCUGCAGAGAAAGCUGGCAAGGACGGAGCUCCAAAGAGCUUCCGGGAGCUGAAGGAGGCCAUCAAGAUCUUGGAAAGCCUGAAGAACAUGACUGUGGAGCAGCUGCUGACUGGCUCUCCCACCUCUCCAACUGUGGAGCUGGAGAAGCCCACGCGGGAGAAGAAGUUCUUGGAUGAUAUAAAAAAGCUGCAGGAAAACCUGAAGAAGACCUUGGACAAUGUGGCUAUUGCAGAGGAAGAGAAGAUGGAAGCCAUGGUGGAGACAGAGAAGAAGGAGGAAAAAGCAGAGGUGCAGACACCAGUGAGGUCAGAGUGGCCCAGUGAGACCCCAGUGCUCUGCCAGCAGAGCGGAGGCAAGCCCGGGGUCACAUUCACCAGUGCCAAGGGAGAAGUCUUCUCUGUGCUGGAGUAUGCUCCAGAUACCCAUGCCUUCAAGAAAAUGGAAUUCCAGCCCCCAGAAGCAAAGAAGUUCUUCAGCACUGUGCGGAAGGAGAUGGCUCUCCUGGCCACCUCCCUGCCUGAUGGCAUCAUGGUUAAAACCUUCGAGGACCGAAUGGAUCUCUUCUCAGCACUUAUCAAAGGCCCCACACGCACGCCCUACGAAGAUGGCCUCUUCCUGUUCGACAUCCAGCUGCCCAACAUCUACCCUGCAGUCCCACCGCUCUUCCGCUACCUCUCCCAGUGCAGUGGGAGGCUGAAUCCCAACCUCUACGACAAUGGCAAAGUCUGUGUCAGCCUCCUGGGCACGUGGAUAGGCAAGGGGACAGAAAGAUGGACCAGUAAAUCCAGCCUCCUUCAAGUGCUCAUCUCCAUCCAAGGUCUCAUCCUGGUGAACGAGCCCUACUACAACGAGGCAGGCUUCGACAGCGACCGGGGCCUGCAGGAGGGCUACGAGAACAGCCGCUGCUACAACGAGAUGACCCUGAUCCGGGUGGUGCAGUCCAUGAUGCAGCUGCUGCGCCGGCCGGUGGAGGUCUUCGAGCACGAAAUCCGCGAGCACUUCCGCUGCCAGGGCUGGCGCCUGGUGUCCCGCAUCGAGUCCUGGCUGGAGACCAACGAGCUGGUGGAGCGCAGCCACGAGCGGGCCAGCGGCGCCGAUGCCGCCUCCCUGCUCGCCGCCGGCGGCGCCCUGGCCGAGAGCCCCGGGGACAAUGCGGAGCAGGGGGCGGCCGCCGAGCUGUCCGACUCGGCGCUGGACGGGAAGGAGGAGCUGGACGAGGCGGAGUUCGCCGCCUCCUCCGUGGCUGGAGACCUCCAGCAGUACUCAGACUCGGAGAGCACAGGCCAGGCCAGGGGCACAGAGCUGGCCAGAGACCGAACGGACGAGGGGAGGGCUGCCCAGGACUCUGCCUCGCAGCCGAGCGUGAAACCAAAGAAAAGGAGAAAGAGCUACAGAAGCUUCCUUCCAGAGAAGAGUGGCUACCCCGACAUCGGGUUCCCCCUCUUCCCCUUGUCCAAGGGGUUCAUCAAAAGCAUCCGUGGUGUCUUGCAGCAGUACCGGGCUGCCUUAGCAGGGGCCAACAUCCCGGAGUGGACAGAGGACAAAUAAACGGUCAGGUUAGGGACAGGCAGGUGCAGGGGAGAAGGGAAAGCAGCAGCAAAGGGAAGUGGCAAAUGCUGUUACCAUAAAUGAGCUUCUCCUUCCAGCUUUUCUUCUUCAGCUUGGUUUGUUACAAAGAAGGUGGUAGGCCUGAUGGCUCCUCCCAUGAGAGGUUCCUCCAAGCAUGAGUAACUCCUUGUCCCGAGCCCUUCUUCCUCCCUCCCAUGUACAUGCUCCUCUUGCCAGUUUGACCCUGUGAUGGUAAGAUUUGAGACCUGCACAGAAGCGGUUUUGUAGCCACAUUCCCUCUUCACUUUCAUCUUGGGGCACCUUUCCACACAAGCACUCUUCCCUCCCCAGCACUACAUCCAGCAGCCAGUUCUGGUGGGGCUGAAGCCAGGAGAAACAGUCACUGCAGUAUCUGGAAGCUAAGAUCCUCUCAGCCUCUCGUGUUCCUCUGCAUUGCCAUGGGGUUUAAGAAGUCUGCCCCAGCUUACUGUGUUUAGACACUGGGUUGUGCUUGCACUGAAGCUGUCUACUCCACAUGGAGUUGCUCCAGUCUUAGUUGUUCACUGAUAGCUACAAAGUUCUUCUGAUCAGGGCUCCGUAGGCAGAACCAGAGCACAGCUCUGGUAGUGCUGCAGGGUUUCCAUAAUUCUGCAGCUUCUGGUCAGUCCUCUGGAUGCAGUUCCAGCCAUGCUUACCUCUUUCUUCAGAGUAAGGCAGACCUCCCUCUCCCUGCCACGCAUGCCUGUUGUCUAGGAGUACACAGGGCUGCGGGCUCUGCCCUUGUCACUGAGGUAUCCAUAUCUUUGUUCCCAGCCUUCUUGGCUGUCACACAGCACUGCACCUUCCCCUGGAUCUCAUCCUCACCUGGGCAGGUGGCAUUGAAUGGUCUUGGGGUGUAGGUCUAGUAGCUAGUCUGGGGUGGUGAACCUGGCACGGCUGCUGCUUCUCUGUUGCUGGGCUGUAGAUGGGCAUUUCAGAGCUGCUUGAGCCAGGGCCACCCAAGGGCAAGGCGCUGCCAUGUCCUGGCCAGGUCCUCUUAUAAGCAGCAGCAGCAGUUGGCGAUUCUGUGCUGUUACUCAGCCAGCAACUGGAGCACAUCAGACACUGGAGUGGACUCUUCUUGAGUCCUUCCCUUGCCAGCCUUUUCUUGUGGUGGCCUGGGUCUGCUGUGGCUGGCAGUGCCAUGGGCAUGGCCUGUGCCAUUCCUGAUCUCUGCUGCAGUGGUGACACGGCUGAUGGGGUCAGUCCACGUGUCAGCAGCAAGAGCUGCCCGAGCUGUGAGCACUUUGAAGCAGUGACCAGAGCCUCCUGGUCAAGACACCUUCCUGAAGCCUCUUUCUCUGUGCACUUAUCUCACUUCUGGAGCUGGGAAACCUCACUCCAGCUCUGCUGUGCUCAGGCACUGGAGAAGCACCUGCUUAGCAUCCAUGUGGAGCACAGUCUGUCAGGGAGAGUCCGUUGGUCCUUCCAGCUGGCACAGGGAGUUGGUGGUGCCAAGCUUCCCAGGGAGGAGUUGGACUGAGCAGUCAGCUCUGCCAGAAGUAAGGAUGGAGCCAAAGCUGUCCUUUGCUGUUGCUCAUUGUGGCUGUGUCCUUGCUCCAGCCUGGGUCAGGAUCUGGCCACCUCACUUCAGAAGGAAGAAGAGCAGGUGAAUCUCAGCAGGUUUGCAAGGUAUUUUCUGCUCCUUGAAGCAGCAGGGUCUUCACCCAGGUCCCCCUGCUUGGCUCCUCUCCGUGCCUCCUAUCUCCAGCUGCUCCCAUGCUGUUGCAGAGCUGGAGAGUGACCCUGUGAAGCCCUUUAUGUCACCAUCCACUGCUGGCACUUUGGAAGGGCAGGUCCUGGUGCUCCGGAGGAAGCAGAGCUUAGCUGUGAAGGAAGUCCUGGGCCUGUAGAGCUUUCCCAAGCACUGUUCUGCAGGUGGAUCUGGCCCUGUGCUGGCACUGGGAGCCCUCUCUGCCUGGCAGCAGGAGAUCUGGCAACAUGGCAGAUCCCUGCUUGGGUGCAGGGAGAUACUCUGAGCCCCAGGCAGAUGGAGCUGCCCGUGGGACUCGGGGCCACGUUCCAGCUGUGGCUGGCAUGGAUGAGUGGGUCCCUUUGAGCCAGGAGUGGAGGCGUCUCCAAAAUGCAGAGGGCUGGCUGGGGCAGAGGGGUGAGGCUGCUGCUGCAGGGCAGGGGAAGGGCAUCCUGAGAGACUCCUUCCACAAACUAUUAAGCCUCUUACUCACCAGACAAAACUCUGCUUGGUGACCUACAGAUGCUGACUUGUUCACUGUGCUGGGCUGUCCUCAGCCCCACUGGCCAGGGAGGAAGGGAGAAAAGCCCUUCAGGGCUGAGCUGCAGCUAGAGGAAUGGAGGAGCUCUGAGGCUUCCCUGCUUGGCCCACCCUUGACUCCCUGCGGUUCUCAUCUCACAAGGAAGGCCUUGGCAGGCACUGGUCAUGCUGCUCAAGUCCUCCCCUUGGCCCUAGAAGCCUGUCUUGUUUUCCUCUGGUUCUAAAUCAAGAGCUUUUGCACAGGUUCCUGGGGCUUCCCACCGAGGAGGCUUAGCUUUUGGCCUUCUGGAUAGGGAUGCUGCUCCCCAGCUGCCCCUGGCUGUCCCACACCGAAGCCUGCACAGAGGUUUACAGAGUUUUUUUUGUUGGUGGUGGUUUGUUGUUUUACAUUUUCCCCUAAAGCUUUUGAUAAUGUGAAGCUCCUGGGUUGAUGAGGUUGGUGGUGAGAGCACACUGCAGCUAUGUGAUUUUUCUUUCUUAAUUCUUUUUUUUUUUCCUUUCCCUCCCGUUGUAUCUAUGUAAUAUUUAAGGGUAAUGAAAUCUAAAAGGCUAAAAACCUUAAUAAUAAUUAAAAAAAAAAAAAGAAGAAAACACACAAAAAAAAAAAAAAAGCCAAAGCAUGAUGCAUUUUGUUAGCCUUAAAACUGGCUACACGACUGUGUGAUGUACAAACGAGAGCAGCCUUGUAACUGUUUUAAGUGCUGGGGGUGGGGGGAGGGGUUGGGGGAGGGAGGGAGAAUGAAGCAUUUAAGAGAAAUCAGUUUGUAGCCUGGAUUCUGUACAGUAUUUAAUGAAGAAAAAAAAAACACACAAACACACAACAAAAAAAAAAAAAGACAAAAAAAACCCACAAAACAAACCAAAAAAAGAGAAAAAAAAAAAGCAAAAUAAAAACACACACAAAAGGAAAAAAAAAAAAUAAUCAAGGGCAAAGAAACCACAACCCCCAAGAAACCAAACCUGACUGUCGAGGCCAUGCUUUAGAGGUGUGUUGUUCACGUGCAGAUGUGGAUGCUUGGUUGCUUAACGAUAUCUGUAUAAAGUGCUGUGUGUGACCAUUAAAAGUGUUCUGUUUGGGGUCGUUUGGUUUGUUCUUUUUUUUUUGUUGUUGUUUGUUUGUUCGUUGUUUUUUUUACCUGCAGAAUAUUUGUUUGGGUUUGGUUUUGUUUGUUUGGCUAACCGAGGUGUAAAAAAACAAGAGAGACACAAAAGAGGGAAGAUGACUUGCCAUUAAAUUUUUGCCUCUGUGAGUA
This is a messenger RNA of Pogoniulus pusillus (Red-fronted tinkerbird), 7458 nucleotides long. RefSeq names its product ubiquitin conjugating enzyme E2 O (gene UBE2O). Gene Ontology annotation, molecular function: ubiquitin conjugating enzyme activity. The coding region runs from base 1 to 3933 and encodes 1310 amino acids. The record is from RefSeq and is a predicted model, not a curated record. The transcript is spliced from 18 exons. Lineage: Eukaryota; Metazoa; Chordata; Aves; Piciformes; Lybiidae.